AUGUGGAAAGGAUUAAGAUUGACCCAAACGCAAUUAUCUAAGAUACAUUUCAAUGGCCACAAAUUGCAACCAGUCGGUGUUCCGGCGCUUGAUUCAGUUUUAAAUCAGUGGUAUGAAUUUUGUAAGAAGCCACCGAAAGGAUUCGAGAAAUAUUUCCAGCCCGGUACAAGCCAAAAACAGUCGAAAACCCCCGAAAAGGAUGAGUCUCCUACACCGUCCAAAACUUCACCACCACCAUCAAAAAGUACAGCUUCAUCGUCUUCUCAAGAUAAAUGGAACAUAAAUAUGUUCUCGGGAAGUUCAGGAAGUGGCCGAGGUGGCCGUGGCGGAUUUGACAAUCCGGACCGAGAAAAGUGGAUGAUGUUUGGAGCCAUGGGUAUAGUCACCCUGUUUGCGUCGAUUGCGUAUUUCGAGCUCAGGUAUAGGGAGAUAAGCUGGAGGGACUUUGUGAACAUGUAUUUAAACAAAGGGGCUGUUGAAAAACUGGAAGUGAUUAAUAAAAAAUGGGUAAGAGUAAAACUACAACCAGGAGCUUUUGAAGGAAAGGUCAUCUGGUUUGCUAUUGGAAGUGUAGAUUCAUUUGAAAGGAAUUUGGAAAAUGCCCAAAUCGAGAUGAAUGUGGACCCACCUAAUUUUAUUCCCGUUAUUUAUAAAACAGAAGUAGAGGCCUCCAGUUUAACAGGCAUGCUGCCAACUUUACUCAUAAUAGGGUUUUUAAUCUAUAUGAUGAGGAGAUCAGCAAACAUGAUGGGCGGUGCUGGCCGUAAAGGUGGUGGCUUAUUUGGUGGUGUAAUGGAGUCUACUGCAAAACUUAUUAAUCCUACUGAUAUUGGUGUAAAGUUUAGAGAUGUGGCUGGUUGUGAGGAAGCCAAAAUUGAGAUUAUGGAAUUUGUCAAUUUCUUAAAGAAUCCUCAACAAUACAUUGAUUUAGGAGCCAAAAUCCCGAAAGGUGCUUUACUUACUGGCCCACCUGGUACUGGUAAAACUUUACUAGCUAAAGCGACAGCUGGUGAGGCUAAUGUUCCCUUCCUCACAGUGUCUGGUUCUGAGUUCCUCGAAAUGUUUGUUGGUGUGGGUCCAUCUAGAGUUCGUGACAUGUUCUCAAUGGCUCGCAAACAUGCCCCUUGCAUUCUGUUUAUAGAUGAAAUAGACGCUGUUGGAAGAAAACGGGGUGGGCGUAGUUUUGGUGGUCAUUCAGAACAGGAAAAUACUCUUAACCAGCUAUUAGUUGAAAUGGAUGGCUUUAACACAACAACAAAUGUUGUAGUGUUAGCUGCUACAAACAGAGUAGACAUACUUGACAAAGCACUGCUAAGACCUGGUAGAUUUGACAGACAAAUCUUUGUGCCCGCACCAGAUAUUAAAGGCAGAGCGUCAAUCUUCAAAGUUCAUUUAGGGCCUCUAAAGACAUCACUAAACAAAGAUAACCUAGCUCGAAAAAUGGCUGCAUUAACUCCAGGCUUCACCGGUGCCGACAUAGCAAACGUGUGCAACGAGGCAGCCCUGAUCGCGGCUAGGGAGCUCCAGAACGACAUAAACAUGAAGAACUUCGAACAGGCCAUUGAGAGAGUUGUGGCCGGAAUGGAGAAGAAAUCAAACGUCCUGCAGCCGGAGGAGAGGAAGAUUGUCGCUUACCACGAGGCGGGCCACGCGGUCGCCGGUUGGUUCCUGCAGCACGCGGACCCAUUACUUAAAGUAUCCAUCAUACCGAGAGGCAAAGGCUUGGGUUACGCACAGUACCUUCCCAAGGAGCAAUACCUGUACAGUAAGGAGCAGCUGUUCGACAGGAUGUGCAUGACCCUGGGCGGCAGGGUGAGCGAGGAGCUGUUCUUCGGGCGCAUCACGACCGGCGCCCAAGACGACCUCAAGAAGAUAACGCAGAGCGCGUACGCUCAGAUCGUCCACUAUGGCAUGAACGCGAAAGUUGGCAACGUCUCCUUCGAAAUGCCCCAGCCCGGCGAGAUGGUGAUAGACAAGCCGUACUCGGAGAAAACAGCUGAACUGAUCGACGGGGAGGUGCGGGAGCUGAUAAACACCGCCCACAAGCACACAACAGAACUGCUUACCAAGCACAAGGAGAACAUUGUGAAGGUGGCAGAGAGACUGCUGAAACAGGAGAUACUCAGCAGGGACGACAUGAUCGAGCUUUUGGGACCGAGGCCGUUCCCAGAGAAGAGCACUUACGAGGAGUUUGUGGAAGGGACGGGUUCGUUAGAUGAGGACACGAGCCUGCCCGAAGGCCUCAAAGACUGGAACAAAGAGAAACCAGCUGCCACCACGAGUGUACCAACUGGCGAUAGUAAAAAC
Molecule: messenger RNA, 2307 nt
Organism: Iphiclides podalirius (scarce swallowtail)
Lineage: Eukaryota; Metazoa; Arthropoda; Insecta; Lepidoptera; Papilionidae
Source: the annotation of a GenBank genome assembly